Molecule: messenger RNA, 856 nt
Organism: Plectropomus leopardus (leopard coralgrouper)
Lineage: Eukaryota; Metazoa; Chordata; Actinopteri; Perciformes; Serranidae
Source: RefSeq, a predicted model, not a curated record
UAUAAGCAAGCCGUCUACAAACAAACCAUGAAGCUGUUCGCAGAACUUGAAAUCAAGAGGAAGGAAAGGGAAGCUAAGGACAUGCAUGAAAGAAAAAGGGCGAGAGAGGAAGAAAUUGAGGCUGCGGAGAAAGCAAAGCGGGAGAGAGAAUGGCAGAAAAACUUUGAGGAAACAAGAGAUGGACGUGUGGACAGUUGGAGGACCUUUCAGGCCAAAGGCAAGAAGAGCAAGGAGAAAAAGAACAGGUCCUUCCUUAAGCCCCCAAAAGUCAAGAUGGAACAGAGGGAAUGAUGUUCUAAAAUUGGGACUUUGUAAAGGAUAAACCUACCGUUAUUUAAAAAAAAAAAAAAAAAACAGUUAAGUUUCCCCUCACUUCUUUGUCUGCAGUCAACGUUACAGUCGUCAUUACACAGUCAUCAAGAAACGUCUUCAUCCUGACCCUCACAAACGUAGUUUUGUACUUGUUUUUCUAAUGUACAUAUUUGUGAUCUGGACCCAGAGAUCAUACCUGCCUCAUGUAAGAAAGAGAAAUGAUGCAUCUUCCACUUAUGUAAACUGAUGACAAAAAUGUGGUCUGUCAUUGUCUUUGCUUUUUGAUCUUUUUUUUCUUAACUAAAUAAAGCUUGGUGUUAACAAGCCUCCGUUAACAGUGGUCUACGAAGCACACGCAAAUUUGCAUUUCUGAUACAUCAGUUCAGAUAUCCUACAGUACAAAUGUAGUUUAACAUCGAAUGUCUUAGCUCUGGAUUUUUUUUAAUGUAUUCAUUACAAAUCUGUCCAUUAAAGACAAACACCUGAAUGGUGUUUAUUGCACAUAAUUUUUAUUAAUGUUGAAUAAAAUCCUUUUACUUAUUCA